Molecule: messenger RNA, 1104 nt
Organism: Fomitiporia mediterranea MF3/22
Lineage: Eukaryota; Fungi; Basidiomycota; Agaricomycetes; Hymenochaetales; Hymenochaetaceae
Exons: 3
Coding region: 1-1104 (367 amino acids)
Biological process (GO): poly(A)+ mRNA export from nucleus
Cellular component (GO): nucleus
Source: RefSeq, a predicted model, not a curated record
AUGUGUUGUUUCUCGAGUGGUAUAACUAAAGAAACUUCAGAGCUUCAGGAAGAGCGUCUCGAAAGGCGCCGCCCUUCAUUGCCUCCAGCGACCGUAGAAGGAGAUGAGUCCUCAGGUGAUUCCGCGGAUGACUACGUCCAGGAGAAACGUGUAAAGAAGAAAAAGGUCAGGAGACAUGAAGACGACGUCGUCCGUCCAGCGCGAAGGAAGCGAAAGAGGAGGCAACCAACCGCUGAGAAGCAGAAAGAAGACGAGGAUGAGAAUCUUACUCCAGAGCAGAGGCAGAAACGACAGUUGCAGGAGCAAAUUGACGCAAUUGUCAAACCGAAAAAGGCGAAUCGGCCGAAAAAACGGAAGAAGGAUGCCGAUGAAGAGAUGCUUGACCGCUUUGCGGACGAAGAAGUCUCCCAACUGCGGGAUGACAUGCUUCGCGCUGCGGCGGAGGACGACGAAGCGAACCGAGAGAAACUUCCAGCUACAUCCAAAUUGAAACUCCUUCCACGCGUCAAGGAAGUUUUACAAAAAUCUUCUCUUACUCAGUCCAUCAUGGACAACAACCUGCUUGAAGGUGUUCGGCGAUGGCUCGAACCCUUGCCGGACCGCUCUCUUCCCGCACUCAACAUUCAGACGUUCUUUUUCGAGCAACUCACGAAGAUGGACAUCGACACCAAUUCGCUCAAGGAGUCUGGCUUGGGACGUGUCGUGCUCUUCUAUACGAAGUGCAAGCGUGUGACUACGCCAAUUGCUCGCAUGGCGAAUGAACUGGUUUCUGCAUGGUCGCGUCCGAUCAUCAAGCGCAGUUCUUCGUACCGCGAUCGACUCAUUCCAGUAGCGCAACUCUCAGAAGUUGCAGGAGUGCGGAACGUGCCUCAGCCUGCUCGGCUCAACGCCAUCCUUGCAAGGAUGCGCGAAGAGGACAAGUCCCGUCUCAAGAAGAAUGCAGUCCAAAUCCCGACGGCUCAGCUUGGUACCUAUAGUGUUGCGCCUCGUGACAGCUUGAGCACGCAAAAGUCCAGCGCGAGUAUUGUUAAUGAUAUUGAACGGAGAAGGAGGGCAGCAGAGCGGAUGAGAGCUAUUAUGCGGAAGGGGUCUUCAAAGAACUAG